Molecule: messenger RNA, 588 nt
Organism: Aspergillus niger
Lineage: Eukaryota; Fungi; Ascomycota; Eurotiomycetes; Eurotiales; Aspergillaceae
Exons: 6
Coding region: 1-588 (195 amino acids)
Source: RefSeq, a predicted model, not a curated record
AUGGCGGGUGAUGACGAUGGACAUGAAAUCCCAGCUCCAGGGGGUGGGAUCAGGGCAGGGGAGAAUGGAAACGAGAAAAAGGAAAGAAAAAGGGGUGAACGGUCAGCUCUUUUCUUCAAGAGCUUCUUUGAGACUCUAGUGUCUGAACACAGUGCAUACAAGGCAUCCACUAUGGUCUUUGAUCAACCCGGACAGGCGAUAGUCCAAUCAAGCAAGGCUCAUCCUGACCAGGUUCCUGUAGGGCCGGUACAUCGAAAAGGUGGGGAAAGAAUGCGCACAGGACGUUCAGACGUCGAGCGAUCAAGGAAAAGUCAACCUGAACUCGUGUUGAUGAUUGGCGAGGCGUUUCCACGUGUUUUGAGCCCCGGCGAGUGGAUGUGGAAGUGGAAACUGAAGGCCGCCUCGACAUCGAGUCACUCUCUGCAUGCAGCUGCUGUGGCUUGCCCUCAAUCAUUCCCAGUUCCCUCUCUGACUUACUUUACACCUGUUUUGUGUGCACUGGAUGUCGGUGACGUAAUGGGAUAUCUGAUCACCUUCAACAGCAGUAUACUGCUAUCCCCUCAUUAUCCAGGUAUCUCAUUUUCAUGA